UGCUCUCUCUCUCUCUCUCUCUCUCUCUCUAAAACCUCGAUGGGUUCGCUCGAGACGUCCCUAUAUAGCUUUCCUUGUAUGCGAUUUUCUUCUCUUUUCUCUCUCCCUCUUCUUUCAUGGCCUCCUUUUCCUAUCUCCAUCUCCCCCAAUUCUACCUCUCAGGAUCUUUUGAAUUAGAGUGUAGAGGAAAGCUGAGAGCUAGUGUAUUGUAUACAUCAAGGCUCAUUGAGAAUGAUCAGGAGAAUUAUGGCAUUUCAAGGAGUAGGCUUCCAUUUGUAUCUCUGCCUACUUGUUAUGCGUCUUCAUAUCAAAUUACUCUAUCAAGAUGUUUUAUUUCAAGAGCCUUAUCAUCAACAGUUUCUUCUGCCAAAUCUGAUCAAACCGAUAGUGGGAACGAGCCUCCUGUUGCUCCAGCUCAUUAUCCUGCAAUGGAAUUUAAUCGGGUCAAUUGUCAUGUAUGGGUAUUGCAUGAAUCUGCUAGGAGUUUUUCCCUUGCAAUUCAGACACUUGAAUUGGCUAGAACUGGCCCAGAGCUUUCAAUGGCAUGGAUUGGGGUCGAUGUCCAUGCAUGGCAUAAACAAAUUGCAUAUCAGGUGGCAGUGUAUGCUUUGUUAAAAGCGGCAAUUGAAGUGGAAUUAUUUCUUUCUCAUAAACGUAGCAACAAUCCUUCUGCUGUUCAUGUGAUCUUAACCCCAAAGACAAUCUUUCUGGGGGAAUGUAUUGAAAGUCAGUUGAAUGUAAGGCACCCAAAGUUGGUACAGUGGUUUAGAAUGGUGGAAGUACCACGUAUAGCAGGACUAUUCAUUCCCUUAUUCAAGAAGUGGUCUAUGGAAUAUGCAGGAAGUGGUGUUGCAGGAAUCAUUCUGGCGAUAAGUUGCUGUGCUGCAGUGAGGAAGUUGGGUUCAGGGCGUGUAUCUUGUACUUUAUUCUCAUUAUCUAUUGAGGAUGCAUUGAUAGAGCUCAUGAAUUUCUCACACGAUCUAGUUUCAGUGGAUAAGUUACAUUCCUUAGCAACUGAGGCAGGAUUUGAAGAAGACUUCCUUUUGCAUUUUGGUAAAAAGGUUCUGCCCAGUAAGAACAUUGAAGAAGUAGAAUUUUGGAUUGGUUUGGUUCAGAAAAAACUUUCGACAGCAUUCCGCAGGGAAAGUGUCAUUUCAGGCAAGCAAAUUUUCAGUGACAAGGUACAAGAGAAUAGUUUGGCCACUCUUGGACUUUUUGCAUUUUUGGGAAGAGAGACGAGAUUAUUCUUGUUAAGAAUGGGUAUAAAGGAUCUAGAUGAGCAGGUUAAGGACUUCCUCAGUUACUUGGAAUGCGGCAGCCUCUUUAUUUACCCUGAAUUUUCUUCCCUAUCUGAGUAUCGGCUCUUCAUGGAGGUAGUAACUGUUGAAAUCGGAUGGCUUGACUUUUAUUCUUCAUUUCCUAGCAUAUUCAAUCAAGAGAGAAGAAGGUCCAAACAACGUGCAAUCCAAGCAGAGAAGGAAAUUAUUCUAAAUACUGUUUUUACUGUUUGCUAUGAUGUUUUCUCUGGGUUUGCUCACUUCACCAGUUCAACUCAACAACCGUUGGAUGCAAAUCUGCUUGCAUUUUUACUCCAGAGUCAGAGCCUGCUAUCUAUUUGUCUGGAGGACUACUGGGCUGCUUAUGAUAGAUCAGGUGAGCUGCCAAAAUUUGCAGAAAGAGGUGCCUCUGACUCAUCACCGUCUUCACAAUUGAAAGGCAGAGCAAAUUCAUCUGUAAUAUUGGAAGCAAAUCCAAAGCCAAUCGACUUAAUGAAAAGUGGUGAUCACCAACAUGGAUCUCGACUGAGUAACGCUACCGACCCAGUUGGGUUGGACCCCAUAACCGUAGCAGAGAUGGUGUAUGUUGCUGAAUCAGAGCCCCUACACAAGAGUUUGCUUAGGAAAUCCACCUACACGCUGAUAUCUGCCAGUGCUGAUAUGUGGAUGGGUAGUCAGUUACUUUUUAUAGACAUCUUGGAUACCAUGGGGCUUCUUAUGAAGAAAUUGCGUGGCAACAAGGUUACAAAAAGGGAGAGGAGGAAGAUAGAAAGAACACUUGCUGACAUUGCUUCACUCAUCCCAAUUAUAAUCUUAAUGCUGCUUCCUGUAUCUGCUGUUGGGCAUGCAGCCAUGUUAGCAGCAAUCCAGAAGUACAUGCCACGCUUGAUCCCCACUCCAUAUUCACCUGAACGGCUGGAUAUUGUGAAACAACUAGAGAGAACUAAGAAGAUGAAAAUUCAGUUGCAGAUCAACACUGACGAUGCUUCCUCUAUACUUUUCUGAGUAAUUUUUCCAAGAUAAUCGAUAUUUCUAGUUGGUAUUAUUGCAAAGUGACUGCACUUCCUUGCAAUGACCCGAAACUCUGCUAUGGAAAUAUAGGUUGAUGCACAUGUAUAUAUAUACAUUGAAGUGCAAUGUAAUCUGUUAUUUUAAUGUAUAGUUUUAUUUCCCAUUUCUCUUUUUGAUGAAGCAUGUAGAGGUAAGCUUGGUGGUACAUGAGGUUCUUGGAUCAUCACUACCCAAUGUGGCACAACAUACACCCUGAUAUUUUUUUUUCGUUUUUCUUUUCUUGUGUAUAUAUAUGUAACGUAUUGAUGUUUUAAUUUGUCAUUUUGUUGUCA
Molecule: messenger RNA, 2620 nt
Organism: Camellia sinensis
Lineage: Eukaryota; Viridiplantae; Streptophyta; Magnoliopsida; Ericales; Theaceae
Source: RefSeq, a predicted model, not a curated record